Messenger RNA from Phycodurus eques (leafy seadragon), 7136 nucleotides. Its product is annotated as TNF receptor-associated factor 2-like. The coding region runs from base 229 to 2013 and encodes 594 amino acids. The record is from RefSeq and is a predicted model, not a curated record. Gene Ontology annotation, molecular function: ubiquitin-protein transferase activity; tumor necrosis factor receptor binding; ubiquitin protein ligase binding. Gene Ontology annotation, cellular component: cytoplasmic side of plasma membrane; plasma membrane signaling receptor complex; cytosol. Gene Ontology annotation, biological process: protein K63-linked ubiquitination; tumor necrosis factor-mediated signaling pathway; positive regulation of JNK cascade. The transcript has 11 exons. Lineage: Eukaryota; Metazoa; Chordata; Actinopteri; Syngnathiformes; Syngnathidae.
GGGGAGUAAUGGCGACGCUGGACGAAAACAGCCGCCGCCGCCGGAGAGCCAGUUGUCCGCCUUGUCGUUAUGAGGCGGAGCCCACCGUCGACGCGUCCGUGAGCAACGUCGAGCUUCGGGACAAGGACAGGCGGGCCGUGGCGGCUCAUUAAGACCACAAGACCGGAGCGGGCUGCUGGUAAGCAGUGGAGGUGGAGAGGGGGGAGUGAACGCGUGUGAUCGGACAGUAUGGCCGCCCAGGAGCCUUCGCCUCCCUCGUCCAUGGAGAGCAACAAGCCGGGCUUCCCCAAGAAGAUCCUGGGCAACAAGCUGGAGGACAAGCACCUGUGCAAGUGCUGCCACAACAUCCUGAGACGACCCUUCCAGGCGCAGUGCGGCCAUCGCUUCUGCUCGUACUGCUUCAACCUGGCCAUCAGUAACGGACCACAGAAAUGCAACGCUUGCAUCAAGGAGGACAUUUUCGAAGAGGCCACGUCAAUCCUGAAACAAGGAUGUGCUUUUCCCGACAACGCCGUCCGGCGGGAAGUGGAAAACCUCACGGCUGUCUGCGUAAACGAAAGCUGCUCUUGGAGAGGAUCUGUCAAAGAUUACGAGCUGAACCACGAGGGCAAGUGCGAGUUCAUGAUCGUCCCGUGCCCCUCCUGCAAGGAGCGCAUUCGCUUCAACGAGCAGGAGCGGCACAGCGAGCGCGAGUGCCCGGAGAGGACGCUCAACUGCAAGUACUGCAAGGAACCCUUUCACUUCAAGAACAUCAAGGCCCACGAUGAGAUUUGCCCCAAAUACCCGAUGAUCUGUGAAGGCUGCGCCAAAAAGAAGAUACCAAGGGAGAAGUACGUGGACCACAUCAAGUACUGCAGCAAAUUCAGGAUGCCGUGUCGCUUUCACGUCGUGGGCUGUGACAUGUCGGUGGAGAAAGAGAAGACCCACGACCACGAACGCGCGUUUGCCUACGAGCACCUCAACUUGCUGCUGCACUACAUCAUGGGCAUGAAGGUGAGCAUGGAGGGGCUGCAGCCGCAGGGUCUGGAGGUGGCGGGGCACAAACUGCUGGAACUGCAGCAGUCCCUCAGGGAACUGGAGGCCCGGGUCUCCCAGCUCAGCACCACCUCCUCCUCCUCCGGGCCUCCCGUGCAGGGAGCCGCCGCCUCCUCGUCCUCCGGCUCGGGCCCGCUGGUCCUGGCUCCCCUGCCCCCGCCUCCCGGCCUGGCCCCCGCCCUGUCCGUGUCUACCUCCUUCACGCCCCUGCCCAGCUCGGUGGGCGCGGCCCUGGAGCUGCAGCUCCACAGCGAGAAAACCAAGGUGGCCGAGCUGGGCCGCCGCUGCACCGAGCUGGAGGUGAAGACGGGCACCUUUGAGAACGUGGUGUGCGUCCUGAACAGAGAGGUGGAGCGCUUCGCCACCACCAUGGAGGCCAGUAACCGCCAGCACAAGCUGGACCAGGACAAGAUCGAGGCUCUGAGUAACAAGGUGCGGCAGCUGGAGAGGACGGUGGGCCUGAAGGACCUGACGGUAGCGGAGAUGGAGGGUCGGCUAAGGGAAAUGUCCGCCACGACGUUCGACGGCGUCUUUGUGUGGAGGAUCUCCGAUUUUGUCAAAAAGAGACAGGACGCUGUCGCUGGUCGAGCCCCCGCCAUGUUCUCGCCAGCUUUCUACACCAGCAAAUAUGGCUACAAGAUGUGUCUGCGGAUCUAUCUGAACGGGGACGGGACAGGGCGCGGCAGCCACUUGUCCUUGUUCUUUGUGGUGAUGCGGGGACUCAGCGACGCGUUGCUCAAGUGGCCCUUCAACCAGAAGGUGACCCUUAUGUUGCUGGACCAGAGCAACCGGGAGCACAUCAUAGACGCCUUCCGGCCCGACGUCACCUCGUCGUCCUUCCAGCGGCCCGUGAGCGAGAUGAACAUCGCCAGCGGCUGCCCGCUCUUCUGCCCGCUCUCCAAGCUAGACGCCAAAAACUCUUACAUCCGCGACGACACCAUCUUCAUCAAGGCCAUCGUGGACCUCACCGGGCUCUAGAGGGGGCGGGGCCACACCAGGUGUUCAGUUUUGACAAGCGGACCGGGGUCUUCAUUUUGACUCCGAGGUAAUCCCUCCGGGGCGCAGCUAUAGCGUCCUUCUGCCGCUUUGGGGAGUUACAGACGUGUGCCCGGGCGCCGCUGUUGUUGCGGCGAGAAUGUCCGUCACCCACUGUUUGUUUCCGGCGCGGCAAUAUUAUCUUAAGUGCGUCGCAGGAGGACACCGACGGGACGGCGAGGACCGAGGAAAGUCGCGUGUCGGGUGCGGGUUUAUCAUCGCAACGGCAGCUAAUUCGGGGGUGGUGAGGUCUUCUGCUUCUUCGUCUUGAGAUUGUCGGUGUCGUGAGCCUCUCUGGUCUCGUGUUGAGUACAUUUGCAUAGACAAACGUGGAGUUAUGUGAUCAACAAGGCUUCUCCCCCUUCUUCUUUAGUCCCACAGGUGCCACGUGCAUGCUCGCUGGCGCCGUAUGUUCACUGAAGCUCGACGUGGGAGGCCGUUGUUAGUUUUCGCCCGCGUGUGUUGUUUAGAUUACAGUGGUUCUCAAAACUAGGGAACCCGGACCCCUGUGGGUCAUUGGGCCGUAACGUGGUGGUCGGCAAAGAAUUUUGGAAUUGUAAACCAAUCAGGGGACGAAAAAAAUGCUGACAUCUUUGAGAGCUACCUUGCUGUGUCUGUUUGGAUGAAUUUGAGUCCUGAUUGCUAAUAUAGUUCAAGUUGCUGUACAUGGGCCAGAACUGAUUCUGAAGGACCUGGGCAGAUUUAAUUGACAUGGCAACACAUAGAGGCAGACAUGUAAUUUGUAGAGAUGCACAGUAUUUUUUUCCAAGCCGAUACCGAUACCUUCCUGCUUCUCAAGACCAAGACGAUAACCAAUAACUUAUUCGUGUUUUUUUAUUUAGAGUUAAAUUUAGUUUGUGCACACCUGGAGGAAAGAAAUACUCAAAGAUUUGUCCUAACCAAGUAUGACAUCACUAUUAAAACUAAUUUGAAAAACACAUCUGUUUCUAGUAUUGCAGAUUUAUGCAUCUUUUUUCAAGAAACUACUUUGUUUUCAGUGGCUUAUCAGAAGUAAACUUCAGCCAUAGUUAAGUGCAAAAUGAAACGGAGGCAGAUGUGCUAACCAGUCGUACACCGUUCCGCCCAAAUAAUUAUCUGUCCGAUAAUUAUCAUGCAUCCCUACUAAUUGGACAAAAAUCUUUACAUCCACAUACACGGACGGGAAGCAGUGGAGCCAACAGAAAUGCUACGAAAUGAGUGAGAAUUGGCUGUUGGGGAAAAAGUGAACACAAUUUUAUGAAAUAAAUAUCAGAAUUUAGGUUUCAAAUGUACAUACCUGUACAUCAGAGCUUCUGAUAUUUCUUUAGACAAGCGGAGAAUUUCUUUCUGACCCCUUAAUAUUGAGUGCCAAUUAAAAAAUUGCAUACCUACUGUACAUAUGUCGGGGACCACUGCGGCAAUAAAACAAACCUUAGAUUUGGGCCAUUUUAAAUCUGUGCUAUGAUUGUGACAUAUCGCGAACCGUAAAUCUGACAUCCCUGCAUGCGUGCUACAUUUCCAGCUCUCACACUCUUGUACAGGUCAAGCAAAGGCAACCUCGGCGAGUGUUUACGGCUUGGAAGUACAUUCCUCUGGUGUAACCUUGACAAUAUCGUUGUUAAAUCACUGCUUGGAGCACCUCAACUCACUUCAAUAUUGUUCCUUGGUACAAAGAUACCACGAGAUGGUGUCAAAGCACUACUUUGGUCUCAAUGAAGCGCCUCAACUCACAUCAGCAUUGUUCCUAGCAACAAGAAAUGUCUAAAUGAAGCUCUUCAAUCACUUCAACAUAGUUUCUUGGCACCAACAUGCCACAAGAUCGCCACAAAGCCCGACUUUUGUACAAAGAAACUCCUCAACUCACUUCACCAUAGUUCUGUGGCACCAAAAUACCAAGAAAUGGCAGUAAAGCACUACCUUUGUCUGAAUGAAGCUCCUCAACUCACUUAAGCAUAGUUCCUUGUCUUCAGUAUGGUAAGAGAUAAUUCUAUUAUAGCUGUGACAUUAAAUUUGGUGAAUUAAUUUCUAUUAAACAGGUCAUACAUUUUUAAAUUCCAUCCAUCCAUCCAUUUUCUGAGCCGCUUCUCCUCACUCGGGUCGAGGGCAUGCUGGAGCCUAUCCCAGCUAUCAUCGGUACACCCUGAACUGGUUGCCAGCCAAUCGCAGGGCACAUAUGAACAAGCAACCAUUCGCACUCACAUUUACACCUACAGGCAAUUUAGAGUCGUCAAUUAACCUAGCAUGCAUGUUUUUGGGAUGUGGGAGGAAACCGGAGUGCCCGGAGAAAACCCCCGCAGGCACGGGAAGAACAUGCAAAGUCCGCACAGGCGGGGCCGGGGAUUGAACCCGGGUCCUCAGAACUGUGAGGCAGAUACUCUAACCAGUCGUCCACCGUGCCGCCAUUUUUAAAUUGAAAGGUAAAAAAAAAAAGAGAGGAAUAAUCCCAUGGCAUGCAGUUUAAUUGGUGUUGGAUUAUGAGGAGCUCCUUGGAAAAAGUUAUUCCCUGUCAGGGGUCCCUGGACCCAAAAACUUUGAGAACCCUUGGUUUAGAAGCAGGCGUCCCUUUUCGUGUAAAGUUUGUGCUCGUUCCAACUCGGGAGGGGUCGGGGGCGGGGAGUUGCGAUCGGUGCUUUGGUACAUCUGUGGAAGAUACAGUGGAGUUAGCGAGGUGUCCGAGGCGCAGGCCUGACAUUGUGUUUUUUCUUGAGUACACCCCCUCCCCACCCCUGUGAUUACGCUCGCUGGCUCGCAUCUCGACAGGUGGCGCUGUUCCCUCCCCUCCCACGCCCGCCCCCCGCUCACCGAGAGAAGGAACGUUGUUUUCUUGUGGGUCCAAAAUGUGACGUGUGCGCUGCUAGCCGAGCUAGCAUACCGAUGUGAUUCUUAUAGUGUAUACUGUUUUGUGGGUGCAAAUGUACAUAAAUAGAAAAUCAAGACUUCUGUACAGUGAACCCUCGCUAUUCACGAGGGUUAGGGACCAAGACCUGCCACCAUGAGCACAAAUUUGUUUGUAAUAGAUGCUCCCCCCAAAAUAAUGUUCAUGAUUGCCUUUAUUAAUAGUUUAAACACUUAACAUAACCAAAAGUAGGAUCCCAAAACACAUCAUUUCAAACUACUUACUUCCAACUCACUUCAAUAGUACCAAGAUGCCACAAGAUGGCAGAAAAGCACUAUUUUUGUUCAAUUAAGCUUCUCAAUUCACUUUAACAUAGUUCCUUGGCACAAAGAUUGCAGCAAAAUGUACUACUUUCUGUCUAAAUGAAGUGCCUCAACUCACGUUAACAUACUUCCUUGAAAACAAGAUGCCACGCGAUGACGGCAAAGCACUACAUUUAUCGAGUGAAGUUCCUCAACUCACUUUAACUCACAACUCACGUUCCUUGGCACCAAGAUGCAGUCAAAGCACUACUUUUGCCUAAAUGAAGCGCCUUGACUCACUUCAACAUAGUUCAUUGCACCAAGAUGCCAUAAGAUGGUGGCAGAGCAAUACCUUUGCCUAACAAAGCUGCUCAACUCACUUCGGCAUAAUUCCAUGGCACCAUUAUGCAAAAAGAUGAUGGCAUACCGCUACGUUUGUCUAAUGAAGCGCCUCAACUCACUUCAACAUAGUUCCUUGGCACCAAGAUGGCAGCAAAGCACUUCUUUUGUCUAAAUCAAACACCUCUACUCACUUUAACAUAGUUCCUCAAAAUCAGGAUGCCUCAAGAUGGUGGUGGCAAAGUACUACUUUUGCGUGAUGAAUUUCCUGAACUCACAUCAGAUCCCGCAAGAUGGCGGCAAAGCUAUACUUUUGUCGGAAUCAAGCACCUCAACUUGCGCGAAUCGGCAGGGGUUCACUGUACACAGUUUUGUAGGUGCAAAUGUACAAAAAGAGAAAUUCGGAUUGUUCUGCUUACUAAAUAGAUGUUCAAGCUUGUGGGCUUGACUGCUUUUUGACUCUUUGGAAGGGUCCCGCUGGCCUGUUUUCAAACCAGUCUCGACCGGUAUUGAAGCCUCUCUGUGCAUGGGAGACUUUAAUUGGUAAAUCAUGUAAAGCGGCUCCACGCCGGUUCACGCCGCUGUGGCCGCGUUUAUUUCCAUUCGUCUGGAGGAGAAUACGGUUGAGUAGCUUAUUAUGUUAUAUCCGGCUGUGCUCGUCACAAAGUACUGGCCUAUAUUCCUUAUAACAAUGUAUAAAUAUGUAUUUUUCAUAUCAUAAAUCUCUAUAUAAAAUCUAGAUAUCCGUGCGGACGCGCACAAGCUGUUAUAAUAAAAAUAGUAUUACCGAAUACACUAUUAAUUCUAUAUCUAUGUAUCAGUUUUUGUUUUGUUUGUUGAAGAUGGUUUAAACAGGCCAGAGCUGAUUCCUUUUGGUGCAGCGUGAGUCCUUCUUGAGUGCAAUAUUACAUUUUAAGGGUUUACAGGAGUCCCGGGUGACUUAUUUAGCACAGUUUGUUUACAUUGCGGCAAGCAACUUUGAACUCACAUAAAUAUCGUUGUCAAGCCGGCGGAAAUGACGCAAAUAUGACUUUUCAUGUUGUGUUCUUUGUGGGUUUAUAUUCUUAGCUGAAGAAAAACAAGCAUGUAACCAGUACCAUUACAUGUAUUAAAAAAUAUAUAAUAACCCUUUGUGUCGUGCCAAACUCAAAUAUUACCUCCAUGUUGUAUUGCAAGGUGUUUUAUUUGUUUAUUCUAUGCCUCUACAUUACCUGUAUGUGUAUGUUGCCAAAUGGUUAUUUAAACUGGAGCUGCUCUUUGUGUGUUAUAAUAAAGCGUGUGCGUGUGUGAUUGCAUGGGUCACUACUAGCAUCAGAGCAUAUCAUUAAAAAAAAAAAAAAAAGUGCCCGCCAACAAAAUAUCCUCGUAUUUACGCCCAUGUAAUCUGAAUGUAAACCCUUUACACAUGGAAAGAAAACACGUGUGUGUAAUGUGAUGCAGUUGGAAUGAAGCAACUUUUAUUUGUGCACUUUGCAUUAGUUCCAUGUUCAAACAGGGUAUUUUUAUUCAUGUACCUUGAAGUCACGAGCCAUACAAGUAUUCCGCUGUUGAUAUUUGAUGUGUUAACGCUCAAAAGAAACUCGCAGUCUGUAAUAAAGUUUGGUGAUUUG